ACCAUAGACUAUCAUCCAAAUUUAUAAUAACAACGUACUGUUUCAACAACAAUUCAAAUAACUGAUCUUACAAAUGUACAACAAGUUAUUUGGCAAAGAUAAUCCAAACAACCUUAUGUGAGAUCUGUUCCUCAAAAUGGGUUAAUAUAGCUCAAUUAACUCAUUAUAGUUGGGCCAAAUUAAUCCAUCAAAAUGAUCAUCCAAAGCAGCCCUUAAUCUUCAGCUCUGGCGCUCGCUCUCCCCUCCUUUUUUUACUCUUCCAUUUGCUUCCGUCGUGUGACUGUGUGAGCAAGACAAUCACUCAGCUUGGGACUUGCGCUCCUAACUCUCACUCACACUCUCUCUCUCUCUGUUCCACUGUAAGUUCGUGUUACCAUUUUCCAGAUUUUGCAGCUUCAUUUGCUUCGGUUCCUCCUCGCCGUGCCGACUGUUUGCAUUUUUCCGCUUCUCUCCUUGAUCAGUUUUAGGGUUUCUGUGUUGUUGAUUCCCGACCCACAUUGCUGUUUUCUCUUCUCUGCAAAAGGGAAAAUUGGAGCUGAACCCAGAGGCCUCCACUUAAGUUACCUGCAUGUGAUUUUUCAUGGGUGGGGAAUGGGAUCUUUUUCCAAUUUGAAUUUACCUCUGGGUUGCAGUAGUGUUGCAUGGGCAAGUUCUUUACUUUUCAUGUUUAUCGAACUUGGGUCUCUGAUUGUUUUUCAGUUGGUUCCCCUCCCAAUUUUAACAUCGAAGGUUCAACUUGGACUGAGUGAACACCGAGGUUAAGUUUUCGUUUUUCUUCAUUACUGGUGGUGCUAGGGAGGCAGUGAGGGAUCUCUCUUUGGACAAUCAACCAUGCCGCCGAAUCCCAGAGUGGUUGAGGUCUUCCGGACAAUGAGAGAGAUCGGAUUCAAGGAUGAAGUAGUGAAGCCUGUAUUGAAAAGGCUUCUGAAGCUGUACGAUAAGAAGAUCGAAUUGAUUGAAGAAGACAACUACCGGGUUCUUCUGGACGCUCUACUUGAGGAUCAGGAGGGAUCGGGAAACAAACAAACCGUUGAUGAGGCAACCUUUGAUGAAGAUAUUCAGGAUGAAGAACCUCCUCCGCAACCGCUAAAACGGCUACGUCCAUUGCGCAUAAGAGACCAAGAAGGAACGGUGUCCCCUUCAUCAGGAAACCAUAGCCCCCAAACCAAUGGAACUUUGCUAGAGCAGUCAGAACUGGAGGAUAGAGAUCCAACUUCCACAAAUUCCAUGCAGACAAAUAUAUCUCCUCAACAUCCUGAUGCAAGUACAGGCAGCCAGCCAUUGUCUGCACAGAGAAGUUCAUCUCAGCAACAAGUAACUGACAGAAUUGCAAAUAAAGGGAAAGAGCCUAUGUCAUCACAGGUUCCUGCUAGAGACAAGAGGCCCCUUGAUUUAGGAGAGAAAUCCAUACGUAUUGAUUCUCCACGAAAGCGAAAAGUGCCUGAUGCCAAUGCCCUGAUAGUACCUAAAGAUGAGCCAGUCACCGAGGAGAUGCCUCUCAACGAGCGUCCUCUUGCAGUAAUAGGGCCCGAUUAUAUCGAUGGUAAUAAUGCUGACCAUGGAGACCAGACUAGCAAGCCCUCUUCUAACUUGGAAAUCGCUUCAUCCCCUUUAGGAGAGGAAAGGGGGGUAACCAAUGAAACACAUUCAGAUGAUAUGUCGAGGAAUUCUGGUGCUUCGAAUGCACUUUGUCUUGUGGGUACUGAUGUAAAUAAAGGGGCGCCAUCUGAUUCAUCCAAUCAAUCUGUUGAUCCAGAGCUUCAAGCUCCCAGCUUGGUCCAUUCCCUUGAUAACCAUGUGAUCCCCAACGGCGGCGAUGUAAAUGGCUUUGGAACAAGAUUAGGAGACUCUGAAUCUUGCAGCUUACCAGUUGUUCCACGAUAUCAGACUGGUUGUGAUGAGUUAAGGUCUCUUCAUGACUUAAAUGACAUUACUAAGGGAGAAGAAGUCGUUGAGAUUCCAUGGGUUAAUGAAGUCAACAAUGAGUGCCCACCAUCCUUCCACUACAUACCGGGAAACCUUGUAUUUCAAAAUGCUCGUGUCAAGUUCACUCUUUCUCAGAUCACGGCAGAUCAUUGUUGUGCUUCUUGUGUUGGGAAUUGCCUUUCUUCAUCAUCUCCUUGUGUUUGUGUUGCUGAAACUCUGUAUGGGUUUGCAUACACACCAGAUGGUCUUCUAAAGGAGGACUUUCUGAAAGAAUGCAUCUCCAUGACUCGGGAUCCUCAGCUACAAUGCCUAUCCUAUUGCACGGAUUGCCCAUUGGAGAGAUCCAGAAAUGAAGAAAUGUUAGAGCCAUGCAAAGGUCACCUGAACAGGAAAUUUAUAAAAGAGUGUUGGAGAAAGUGUGGAUGCCAUAAGCAGUGUGGUAAUAGAGUAGUACAACGAGGUAUAAGACGCAAGUUGCAGGUUUUCUUCACAACUGAUGGAAAGGGGUGGGGGCUUAAGACCCUGGAGAAGCUGCCCAAAGGUGCAUUCAUUUGUGAAUACAUUGGAGAAAUUCUGACCAUCAAAGAAGGGCACGAGAGAACAAUGCAAAACUCAACAAUUACCAAGGCUGAGAAUCCGCCUUCAGUUCCGUUAGAUGCUUAUUGGAACUUGAAAGGGGCUCUAAAGGAUGAUGAGUAUCUUUGUUUGGAUGCUUCGGACUAUGGUAAUGUUGCCAGGUUUAUAAACCACAGGUGCCUUGAUGCCAAUCUAAUUGAGAUCCCCGUCAAGAUAGAAACUCCGGACCAUCACUAUUAUCACCUAGCCUUCUUCACAACAAGAGAGGUGGAUGCCUUGGAAGAGUUGACUUGGGAUUAUGGUAUCGACUUUGAUGACAAUGAUCAACCAUUCAAGAAUUUUCAGUGCAAGUGUGGCAGCAAGUUCUGCAGGAACAUGCAGCGAACAAACAGAUCUAGGCAUCUGGCCAGCUGAACAUGGGACGAGAAACGGUCAUUUUGCAAGCCUUCUUCCUCGGGGCUGAGAUGGUAACCUCUAGUUUUGCGCUAACCCUUGUAAGAAAGCCAUCCGUUUUCCAGACUUCUGUACGAAUUUAGGACAUUAUAUAGCCAUUCAAAUCUUGUUUGGUUAUGCAAUCUGUGCAGUCGGCAUUCCUCAGGCCUGUCCAUUACGUGUUUUGUUACUCUGAACAGGGUCCUCUGAAGUAGAUUCUUGUUAGAAUUUUAAACGACUAGUUACUUGCGAUAAAAAUAAUUAACCAAU
Molecule: messenger RNA, 3204 nt
Organism: Linum trigynum
Lineage: Eukaryota; Viridiplantae; Streptophyta; Magnoliopsida; Malpighiales; Linaceae
Source: the annotation of a GenBank genome assembly